Phyllostomus hastatus (greater spear-nosed bat) is the source of this 1005-nucleotide messenger RNA. Its product is annotated as melanoma-associated antigen B16-like. Bases 1 to 1005 code for a protein of 334 amino acids. Gene Ontology annotation, biological process: negative regulation of transcription by RNA polymerase II. Gene Ontology annotation, cellular component: nucleus. The record is from RefSeq and is a predicted model, not a curated record. Lineage: Eukaryota; Metazoa; Chordata; Mammalia; Chiroptera; Phyllostomidae. The transcript has a single exon.
AUGGCUUUUCAUCAGAAGAAUACACAGUCCUCGCCCAAUCAACCCCUUCAGAGCUACUGUGAGACCCAAGGCCUGGAGGCUGCAGAGGCACCAGAGGCUAUGGAGAAGGCCUGUGUCUCCCCCUACCCUCCCAUUCCUGUUAGUUUGAAGGGGGCUCCUGCUGCUGGUAUCCCCAGUAGUCCUGAGAGUCCUCAGAGUUUCUCCUCCUCCUCCAUUGUCACCACAGCCACUUCAUCAAGCAAAUCUCAUGAGGAGUCCAGUAGCCAAGAGAAGGAGGGUAACACCUCACAGGCAGUUACAGGCCCCAAGGAUAUAACCACAGAUGCUCUAGAUGAAAGGGUGGCUUUGUUGGUGGAUUUCCUGCUGAUCAAGUAUCACAUGAAAGAGCCAGUAACCAAGGUAGAAAUGUUGAUGAUUAUCAGCGAAGAGUAUCAAGAUCACUUCACUGACAUCUUACUACAAGCCUCUGAGCGCAUGCAGAUGAUCUUUGGCCUGGAUGUGAAGGAAAUCGAUCCCAUCCACCACUGCUAUGCCAUUGUCAUCAGAUUGGGCAUCACCUAUGAUGGGAUGCUGCAUGGUGAAAAGGGCGUGCCCAAGACCGGCAUCCUGAUACUUCUCCUGGGGGCCAUCUUCAUGAAUGGCAACCGUGCCACUGAAGAGGAAAUCUGGAAAAUUCUGAGUGUGAUGAAGUUAUAUCCUGGGAAGAAGCAUGCCAUCUUUGGAGAUCCCAGUUGUCUCAUCACCAAACAUUUCGUGGAGGAGGAAUACCUGAAGUACCAGCAGGUGGCCAACAGUGAUCCUGCUCAAUUUGAAUUCCUGUGGGGCCCGAGAGCCCAUGCUGAAACCACCAAGAUGCAAGUCCUAACGUAUCUGGCCAAGGUUUAUGGGUCUGACCCAAGAUCUUUCCCAUCUCAGUAUGAGGAGGCGUUCCAGGAAGAACUGGAAAGAUCUCAGGCAAGAAUUGCCAGAGCAGCUAUGGGUUACCAUGGUCACUCCCUGUUCUAA